This is a messenger RNA of Punica granatum (pomegranate), 2808 nucleotides long. NCBI's taxonomy places the organism in Eukaryota, Viridiplantae, Streptophyta, Magnoliopsida, Myrtales, Lythraceae. The record is from RefSeq and is a predicted model, not a curated record.
CUUUCUCCUCUCUCUUCUCUCUCUCACACCCCUCCGACCCCCUGCGACGGCGUGCGGCGGCCCAAUCCGACCGGACCGUUUUGAUUUGUUUGCGCGCUUCCAUCAGAUUGUCAGUUGAAAGUCUUCCCCCUUUCGUUUCUUCCACUGUCCCACAGCUUCUCUUCACUUCCGCUUCCUCUUCCUCUUCCUCUUCCUCCGGAACCCUAAUCAUGGCGGUUCUCAUCGAUUUCACGCACUAGGAUUCGCAUCACUGCUCAUCCUUUCCCCAAUCAAAUCGGCAUGGCCUCUGUUGAGAACCCCGGCGGCCCCGAAUCGAAGGAUCAGGAGGCUGCUGCUGAUGACCCCCCGGUUGACAAGUACAACGUUGAAGCCGCCGAAGCUUUGGCAAGCGAGGUUCUGCGGCUGCCCAUUGCAGAGGCGGUGCCGAUAUAUGAGCAGCUUCUUGGGGUCUUCCCUACAUGUGCCAAAUAUUGGAAGCAGUAUGUGGAAGCUCACAUGGCCGCGAACAAUGACGAUGCCACGAGGCUAAUAUUUAGCCGCUGUUUAUUGAAUUGUCUCCAAGUGCCUCUUUGGCGUUGUUACAUUCGUUACAUUAGGAAGAUCAAUGACAAGAAGGGGUUAGAGGGCCAUGAAGAAACUAGGAAAGCAUUCCUUUUCAUGCUCAAUUAUGUAGGAGGUGACAUGGCAGCUGGGCCUGUGUGGAUGGAGUACAUUGCUUUUCUGAAGUCAUUGCCGGCUCUAAAUGCCCAAGAAGAAUCACAAAGAAUGACUGCUAUUCGAAAAGCAUAUCAGACUGCUAUUGUUACGCCUUGCCAUCAUAUCGAACAACUCUGGAAAGAGUAUGAGAAUUUUGAAAACUCAGUCAGCCGUCAAUUGGCAAAAGGGCUAGUAUCAGAAUAUCAACCAAAAUAUAACAGUGCGAGAGCUGUCUAUAGAGAACGGAAGAAAUAUGUUGAUGAGAUUGACUGGAAUAUGCUUGCAGUACCACCUAGUGGCUCCUACAAGGAAGAAAUGCAGUGGAUGGCAUGGAAGAGACUUUUAGCUUUUGAAAAAGGGAAUCCUCAAAGGAUAGAUGCUGCAUCUGCCAAUAAGCGCAUUGAAUUUACCUAUGAGCAGUGUCUGAUGUAUUUAUACCAUUACCCUGAUAUAUGGUAUGAUUAUGCGACUUGGCAUGCAAAAUCUGGUUCCACUGAUGCUGCUAUCAAAGUAUUUCAGCGAGCAUUGAAGGCUCUACCAGAAUCUGAGCUGCUUAGAUAUGCAUAUCUAGAGCUGGAAGAAUCCCGUGGUGCAACGCCGGAAGCAAAGCAAGUGUAUGAGAGCCUUUUUACAGAUGGCACAAGAAAUACUUCCCUUGCGCAAAUACAAUAUAUUCGCUUUUUGAGAAGGACGGAAGGUGUUGAAGCAGCUCGGAAGUACUUCCUAGAUGCUAGAAAAUCCCCCAACUGUACAUACCAUGUUUAUGUUGCAUAUGCUAUGAUAGCCUUUUGCCUUGACAAGGAACCCAAGAUGGCACACAAUGUUUUUGAAGCUGGUUUGAAACGUUUUAUGAAUGAACCAGCCUACAUACUUGAGUAUGCAGAUUUCUUGUCCCGUUUGAAUGAUGAUAAAAAUAUUCGUGCUUUAUUUGAGCGCGCUUUGAGCUCACUGCCGGCAGAAGGAUCUGUGGAGGUUUGGAAACGAUUUGUUGAAUUUGAGCAAACCUAUGGGGACUUGGCCAGCAUGUUGAAGGUUGAGCAGAGAAGAAAAGAGGCUCUUUCUGGAACCACGGAAGAUGAAGCCUCCGCAUUAGAGGGAUCGUUGCAGGAUAUUGUGUCACGUUAUAGGUUCAUGGACUUAUGGCCAUGCUCUUCUCAAGAAUUGGAUCAUUUGUCACGACAGGAGUGGCUUACAAGAAAUUUCAAUAAGAAAUCGGACAAGCUAGCAGUAUCUAAUGGAGCUGGAUUAAUGGAAAGGGGCUUGUUGGGCCCUUCAACCUCAUCUUCAGAUGUUAUAUAUCCAGAUACUUCUCAAAUGGUCGUAUAUGACCCAAGGCAAAAAACAGGGAUGCCAACCCCCAUGGCAACGGGACCUGCAGUUGCUGCUCCUUCUAACAUAACAAAUCCUGUUCCUGUUGGUGUGGGAGGAAAUAUUACGAAUGCAUUCGACGAGAUACUAAAAGCAACCCCUCAAGCAUUGGCAGCAUUCUUAGCAACCUUGCCUGCUGUUGAAGGUCCGACACCGGAUGUGGACAUUGUAUUAUCUAUAUGCUUACAGAGCAACAUACCAGCAGCUCCAAUUGGAAAACCGGGAGCUCCCCAGAAGCAAUCUUCUACAGGUCCUGCUCUGAGUGGUAGUGAAGUUUCUACCUCGAGCAAGUCCCAUCCCGUCCGGAGCGGUUCAUCUUUCAAACAGACUGGGGACAGGCAGGCCAAGAAAAGAAAAGAUUUAAACAGACAAGAGGAUGAAGAGACGACGACAGUUCAAAGCCAGCCGCUCCCGAGGGAUGUCUUCAGGAUGCGGCAGAUUCAGAAGGCUCGAGCUGCUACUUCCUCGCAGACGGGUUCCGCUUCUUAUGGAAGUGCUUUCUCCGGAGAUCUCUCCGGGAGCACGGGAUAAGAGCAUGCCCCCUGCCCCCCCCCCCCCCCCCCCCCCCCCUUUAUUUUAUAGGACUUCCACAUCUUUUAGUCUCGGGUUCGAGGUUGACGAUUUUGGAUCUGCUGUUUAUAUACGAGUUCCGUAUCAUUUGUUAUUUGCAGUUGUUGGUGCGGAUCUGUGAGAAUGUGUUCCAAUUCUUUCUCAAAUAAUGUAAGCCAUUGCCCGCUUCCUUUC